AUGGGCUUUGGGAAUUCUAAUGCUCCCAAUUCCUCAACCCCAAGAGCCAAAACCCAAGACCAAACCCCCCACGCUGAGGUCUCACCAGACGAGGGCAUUCUUGCGAACUUUGUCAAAACCCUAGCCAGGUUCAAGUCUAGAUACAACUUCAUCAGGGUUCUUGAAGUUUCUAGAAGUGCCGACCACCCCUUCGCCGGCUCCCGCCUUCUCCUCCUCGACAACCCAGAUAUCCAUAGCGUAGCUUUCCUCUUCAAACUUUUAACGGCUACUUAUUUUGAUGUUUUUGCCACCUUUCCUCCAAUUUUGAACUCUGGACCCAUAGGAAUUCUAGGGUUUGGAGCUGGUUCAGCUGCUCGACUUUUGCUGGAGCUGUGGUCUGAAGUGAAAAUCAUAGGUUGGGAGAUUGACCCAUCUGUUAUUGCAAUGGCCAGAGAGUUUUUCAGUCUUUACAAGCUAGAGAAACAACACAAACAUAGGCUUUAUAUUAAUGUGGGGGAUGCAUUGAAAGCUGAUGUUAAGGGAGGAUUCACAGGUCUUUUAAUUGAUUUGUUCUCGGAGGGUAGGGUCAUACCAGAAUUACAGGAACGAGAAACUUGGGAGAAUUUGAAGUUGGUUUUGAGAAAUAGGGGAAGAAUAAUGAUCAAUUAUGGGGGAAAGUUUGUGGAGCCUGAGGAUUCUUCGAGAGAUGGGCAUUCGAUUAUGAUGGAGACAUUGAAGGUAAUGGAGAGUGUUUUUCUGGGACAAGUGCAUAUCUUGCAACUGGGUUAUGCUAAGGAAGAGAGUUGCAUUGCUUUGACGGGCCCUUUACCUGAUAGAGAGGCUUAGAGGAAGGCAUUGCCAUCUUCUUUAAGAGGUUAUGUGGAUCAGUGGGUUCCUUUUUGUGGAAGAGUUAUGUAG
Molecule: messenger RNA, 897 nt
Organism: Amborella trichopoda
Lineage: Eukaryota; Viridiplantae; Streptophyta; Magnoliopsida; Amborellales; Amborellaceae
Product: S-adenosyl-L-methionine-dependent methyltransferases superfamily protein
Biological process (GO): polyamine biosynthetic process
Molecular function (GO): thermospermine synthase activity
Source: RefSeq, a predicted model, not a curated record